AUGGAAGGACUAAGUGAAGAUGAAAGAAAAGCACUAAGAGGAAGCAAAUUCGCACCUCUCCCUCCUCCUCCUCCUCCUUCUCGUUCCCAACAACCCAGGUUAGCUCAUCCUGGUGGACCAUUAAAGACUAAUAAAGCUGCAGCCUUGGCUAAAUUUCUUGAAAGAAAACUUCAAGACCCAAAAGGGUUGGCUUCUAUUGAUCCUGAUAUUCUUGAAUUGGCUGUCAAGAAUGCCAAAGACACUCUCUUGACGAAUGGCACUUCAAAGUCUGGAACAAUUAUUCAUCAUGUGACUGACUUUGGCAACUCCAAGGUGCUUGGAUACAAUAUCUCCGUAAUUGAUCUUUUGAAUGCUCCAAAUGGUAGAUGA
Dovyalis caffra is the source of this 369-nucleotide messenger RNA. The record is from the annotation of a GenBank genome assembly. Lineage: Eukaryota; Viridiplantae; Streptophyta; Magnoliopsida; Malpighiales; Salicaceae.